AUGGCCCCAGAAGCGUUAGUGGCCACAAAACUGAACCUAAGUGACGGAGGGAAACAUGUGUCUUCAAUGCGCAGCAGCUGGUUUAUCGACGACCGAGGAGCAAAGGUCGAACAAUGUAUGCAGACCGAAGACGGUGUGCAGAAAGGCCUCCAAACAAUACUUAUGGAACGCAAUCUAUGGAAUCCAGGCAUGAGCGCAAAAGAAGCUCGAGAGACCCUCUUCAAACAGCCUGAUUUCGAAAGCCAAAAGGAAUGGCUAGAGAAAACUGUAGUGGAAAAUCAACCGGGUUUGCCAAUCAUAUUCUAUCCCAAGUUCCACUGUGAGUUCAACUUCAUCGAGUUAUAUUGGGGAUACUACAAAUCGGCACAUUCUCUAAUGCCUGUGGCAUUAGAGAAUGUGCCGAUUUCUUCGAUCCGUAUAUUCGCCCGCAAAUGCUUCCGUUACAUGGAUGCAUAUCGUGCUAAAAACGGGCAGUACUUGACACAGCGUCAAAUAGAAUAUGCAGUACGUCGUUACAAAGGCCACCGAACUAUACCACAAUCUGAUUUAGAUGACCUUGAUUGA
Messenger RNA from Plasmopara halstedii, 564 nucleotides. RefSeq lists its product as uncharacterized. The record is from RefSeq and is a predicted model, not a curated record. The transcript has a single exon. Bases 1 to 564 code for a protein of 187 amino acids. NCBI's taxonomy places the organism in Eukaryota, Oomycota, Peronosporomycetes, Peronosporales, Peronosporaceae.